AUGCUGUCGAAAGUCCAACCCUGCUUCCAGCUUCUGAGGAUCGGCUCCUCCUCCUCCUCCCCGUCCGGCGCCGGGUCCGACUCGGCGCAGGACCUCUACACGUUCAGGCCGGCGCUGACCCACUCCGUGUUCCGGCUGGGGCGGGCGGCGGAGCAGUGCGACGUCACCCUGCAGUCGGCCUCCAUCUCCCGGGUCCACGCGGAGCUGCACGCGGAGAGGGAGGAGGCGGGCGUGGCCGAGGAAGGCUGGAAGGUGCACAUCAAGGACCGCAGCAGCUACGGCACGUGGGUGAAUGAAAUCCGCCUUCAGCCUGGCGUCCUAUGGGAGCUCUCGGACGGGGACACGCUCACCUUUGGCGGCCAAUCAGAUUCGGGCAGCCCGGAGUUCUACUUCCUCUUCCAAAAAGUUCUGGUUCGACCCUCGGACUUUGAUGCCAUUACUGUUCCAAAGGCCGGCUCCUUCUCCUCUGACCUUCAGAACCGGAUUAGAACGAGUCUGGACCCCAAGACGGAGCCAAAUUUGGAUCUCUCUCCGCUGUCCAUAAAUAAAGCAACUGUCAUUUUGAACUCCAUCGGAAGUUUGAGUAAAAUGAAUGGGAGCUGCUGGACUUUCAGGAGGACUGAUAAAAACAAUACACACUCACAUGCUGCUUCUUCUCCUCCUUUUCGAUCCUUAAUCGCGCCCUCUACUCCGCCUUCCUUUCCAUCCACCGCCCCUGUCUCCACCUCGAUGUCUGUGCCUCCCUCUUCCAAAAGCCGGCGAAAAUCCGCUCACACUGUCCUGCUGGAGGACGACAGCUCCGAUGAAACCAGGCAGAACGGGCAGAUGGAGGACAGACGGAGAAAGAGGGGGAGGAAGAGGAGAAGGCUUUGCAAGUCUGAAUCUGAGGUUUUCCACUCACCAGCACCCAAAGUGGAACAGCCCGCGAGCAGGCCGUUUGAGCUCAAGCCAGACCUAAAUCGAAACGGACACUGCCCUGCUUUGCAGGGGACUGCAAAGACAGGCCAUUUGUUUCCCGUUUCGGGGCAAAGGCAGGGGUUCAGCUGGAACCUCAAGGUGGGCUCAGAUGUAAAAGCCCCUCCUUACCAACGAAAAGCGCUUCCCUUGUCCUGCCGAGGGAGAAGAAGGGCUAAUAGUUCUCCUGUAUACUCCUCCUUGGUGGUGGGAGGAGAGAACUACACCCUGGUCUCCCCAUCCCUGAGGCUGUGCGAUGGAGAGAGAGUGCAGUUCACUCGAAUACAUGUCAGCAGUGGUAAACGCCGUGGCAGACCGAGGAAGCACCCGCUCCCUCAGCCGCCCCCGCGCUCUCCUUCCUCGUCCUCCUCCUCCUCGUCCUCCUCCUCAUCCUCGUCGUCCUCCUCCUCCUCCUCCUCCUCCUCGUCGGAGGACGAGCGGGUGAGGGGGGAGGAGCCGUGCGCGGCAGCGCGCUGCCGCCUGCCCCAGCAGGACACGGUGCAGUGGAUCCAGUGUGACGACUGUGACGCCUGGUACCACAUGGACUGCGUCCGGCGCGGCCACGGGGCCUCCACGCUGGACCCCAGUGCGGACUUCCACUGCGGCUGCCGAUGA
Megalops cyprinoides (Indo-Pacific tarpon) is the source of this 1569-nucleotide messenger RNA. RefSeq names its product transcription factor 19 (SC1), like (gene tcf19l). Gene Ontology annotation, biological process: regulation of gene expression. The transcript is spliced from 3 exons. Gene Ontology annotation, molecular function: protein binding. Bases 1 to 1569 code for a protein of 522 amino acids. The record is from RefSeq and is a predicted model, not a curated record. Gene Ontology annotation, cellular component: nucleus. Lineage: Eukaryota; Metazoa; Chordata; Actinopteri; Elopiformes; Megalopidae.